Molecule: messenger RNA, 3420 nt
Organism: Brassica napus (rape)
Lineage: Eukaryota; Viridiplantae; Streptophyta; Magnoliopsida; Brassicales; Brassicaceae
Product: probable leucine-rich repeat receptor-like serine/threonine-protein kinase At3g14840
Exons: 22
Coding region: 173-3262 (1029 amino acids)
Biological process (GO): protein phosphorylation
Molecular function (GO): protein kinase activity; protein binding; ATP binding
Source: RefSeq, a predicted model, not a curated record
UCAUCUUUCUCUCUCUGUCUACAUUUCUCAAAUGUCUUUGCAAGUUUCUUUCCCAUUCGUCACAUAAACAAACAUCACAAACCUCUUCUUCUUCGUCUUCUCCACUCUCAUCGCAUCUCCUUACACAACAAUAAUUCAGAUCUUGAAACUACACAAAAACAUAAUUCUAAUAAUGUCGAUGAAUCGACAUCUCUUCCCUUCGUACUUCCUCCUCGUCUCUAUCAUCCUCUCCGGCUUCGCAUCCUCUCAAACAUUACCAAAAGAAGAAGUGGAUGUUUUAAGUGCCGUAGCGAAGGUAUUGAAGAAGACUAACUGGAAUUUUAGUGUGAAUCCAUGCGACGACACUUUAACCAACGGUGGUUGGAGAAACCUUAACGCCGGCAAGGGAUUUGAAGACUUCGUUACUUGUAACUGCUCCACCGUUUGCCACGUCACCCACAUAGUUCUCAAGGCACAAAACCUCGAGGGAUCUCUCCCUAAAGAGUUCGCGGGUCUUCCUUUUCUGCAAGAGAUUGAUCUGUCUAGAAACUAUCUCAACGGUUCCAUUCCUUCCGAGUGGGGAACCUUGCCACUUGUAAAAAUCUCACUACUUGGAAACCGAAUAAGUGGUCCUAUCCCUAAAGAGAUUGGUAACAUUACAACCCUUACGAGUUUUGUCGUGGAAUAUAACCAGAUCUCAGGGAAAUUACCUCCAGAGCUUGGCAAUCUACUCAACAUUGAUAGACUCUUUGUAAGCUCGAACUACUUGACUGGGGACAUCCCAAGUACAUUUUCCAAACUUACUAAAUUGACUGAUUUCCGUAUAAGUGACAACCAGUUCACUGGUACUAUACCAGAUUUCAUCCAGAACUGGACAGGACUUGAUAGAUUGACUAUUCAAGCAAGUGGUUUAGUCGGACUGAUUCCUAGUACCAUAGGCAAUCUUGUGAGGUUAACAGACUUGAGAAUCACUGACUUGAGUGGACCUGAAUCUCCAUUUCCCCCACUACAAAACUUGACAUCGAUAAAGCAUUUGGUUCUCAGGAACUGCAAUCUUACAGGAGGGUUGCCUUCAUAUCUUGGGCCGAGAUUAACGUUAAAAACAUUAGAUCUUAGUUUUAAUAAACUAAGUGGACCAAUCCCAGCAACAUAUAGUGCUCUUUCGGAUGUAAAAAACAUAUAUUUUACAAGUAACAUGUUAACCGGGGAAGUACCAAAUUGGAUGAUAGACAAUGGAGCCAAUGUUGAUCUUACUUUCAAUAAUUUCUCCAAUGUUCCAAGAACCUCAGAAUGUCAGAAGAAUGCUGUGAAUAUGUUUUCAAGCACAACCCCGUUAGUGGCAAAUGACCACUCAAAUGUUUCGUGUCUGAGUAGCUACGCAUGUCCUAAAACUUUCUAUGGCCUUCACAUAAACUGUGGUGGCAAUGAGCUAACAAUCAAUACGACCAAGUAUGAUGCUGAUACAAAGGAUAGAGCAGAGUACUAUGAUAGUAGAAACGGUUGGGUUUCUAGCAACACUGGGCACUUUAUGGACGAUGCUCGGUCUCCCGAAGGAGUAAACAUUUGGCAAAAUACAUCAGCGCUUAAGAUAGCAGAUCCUCGUCUUUACACACAGGCCCGUCUCUCAGCCAUUUCCCUCACUUACCACGCUUUGUGCCUUGGAGAAGGAAACUACACGGUUAAUCUUCAUUUCGCUGAGAUUAUGUUCAGCGACAACAACACUUACACCAAUUUGGGAAGACGAUUCUUUGACAUAUACGUUCAGGGUAAACGUGUGGCUAAAGAUUUCGAUAUUGUAACUGAAGCAAAAGGUGCUGGAAGAGCUGUGGUUAAGAGUUUCCCGGUUACGAUUAGAAAUCGGAAGCUUGAAAUAAGAUUGUUAUGGGCUGGUAAAGGAACUCAAGCUAUUCCUUCAAGAGGUACAUAUGGUUCUCUCAUAUCAGCUGUAUCGGUAGAUCCGGAUUUCACUCCACCAAAGGAAGAUAGCCCUGGUGGUGGAACCUCUAUUGGGGAUGGCCCUGGUGAUGGAACCUCUAUUGGGGCCGUGGUUGGUGCUGUAAUCGCUUCAACGGUGGUUCUUGUGCUUUUAAUUGGUGCUAUUUUAUGGUGGAGAGGUUGCUUGAGACCCAAGAGUCAGAUGGAGAAAGAUUUCAAGAAUUUGGAUUUCCAGAUAAGUUCCUUCUCAUUGAGGCAAAUCAAAGUUGCCACUGACAACUUUGAUCCUGCAAACAAGAUCGGAGAAGGUGGCUUUGGUCCUGUAUACAAGGGAGAGAUGAGUGACGGAACCAUUAUCGCGGUGAAGCAGCUAUCAGCGAAAUCAAAACAAGGCAAUCGAGAGUUCUUGAACGAGAUCGCUAUGAUCUCUGCUCUACAGCAUCCACAUUUGGUUAAACUAUAUGGAUGCUGCGUCGAAGGUGACCAGCUCUUGCUAGUCUACGAGUACUUGGAAAACAACAGUCUGGCAAGAGCACUUUUCGGCCCUCCAGAGACUCAAAUACGUCUAGAUUGGCCAACGAGGCAGAGGAUUUGCGUUGGUAUAGCAAGAGGAUUAGCUUACCUCCACGAGGAAUCAAGACUCAAGAUUGUACACAGAGACAUCAAAGCAACCAAUGUCUUGCUGGACAUGGAACUAAAUGCAAAGAUUUCGGAUUUCGGUCUUGCUAAGCUUGAUGAAGAAGAAAACACACACAUGAGCACACGAGUAGCUGGAACAUACGGAUACAUGGCUCCAGAGUACGCCAUGAGAGGUCACUUGACUGAUAAAGCAGACGUCUACAGUUUCGGCGUCGUGGCUCUAGAGAUUGUUCACGGAAGAAGCAACACGAGUGCACGGUCGAAAGGCGAAACCUUCUACCUUCUUGACUGGGUGCACCUUCUAAGGGAACAAAACAAACUGAUUGACGUAGUAGACUCGAGGCUUGGAACAGAUUACAACAGAGAAGAAGCAAUGACGAUGAUCAAUAUAGGGAUCCUCUGCACCAGUCAAGUUCCUUCGGACAGACCUUCCAUGUCUACGGUGGUUAGCAUGCUCGAAGGAAGCUCCACGGUGGAUGUCGAGAAGCUUCUUGAAGCUUCGUUCAGCAGAGGAAACGUGAAAGACGAAGAGAGCGUGAGGGCGAUGAAGAAGCAUUACGCGAUUAUUAGUGGAGAAGAGAUGACGAGUAUGACGGAUCAGAGUAUCAACACCUAUGGACCAUUCACGUCGUCUUCGACGUCCACUGCCAACGCCAGCGACCUUUACCCUCUUAAGCCUGAUUCUGCAUAUUGGAACUCUAGAGUCUAAAUAUGUAUUAUGCUUUUUUUUUAAAACAUUGUUAAAAUAUUAUUUCUUUUCUGUUUUGGUUUUUGAACUAUAAAAUAUUUUAUUUAAGACAAUUAAAAAGGAAUAUUUCAUGUAGUGCGAGUGAAUAUUUAAACAAAAUUCAAAUUAAUCUUUUCUGA